ACAGGACAUCAACAAACACAUUUUAUGCGAAGCAAUUAUCAUCCGUGUUUGUGGUUUUUAUACCAUUUAUUAUGCCCCCUAGGAAUCCUUUCUCGGUUCCUUUUUCUACUGAAUGCAAACAGUGCUCGGAUCUUCAGUUUGCUCUGCUUGAUGCAUAUAAAUUCUCUGGAUGUCCCGAUACUAGAAAAGCUUGAGGAGGCAAAGGAGCAACACUGGUCACUAGCUAAGGCCUGAAAAGGAUCAAAUAACAAGCACAGCCUCGGAUAAGAGCAGUUAUACAACUUGUUUGCCAACAGAAUAAUGAACACCUUGACAGAAGGACUGGUGGUAACUACGGAGGAACCCUGGAUGCCAAAGACAGAGAGUCUUACAGCAGACCCUUGCCGUGACAGCAUUAAACUCCAAGCAAACUUCACUCAAAUCUCAGAGCCGGUCCGUUACGCCAGUUUUGUGCUAUCCGUCCUCACCUGUGCCCUGGGCUUAGUCGGCAAUGCUCUUGUUAUCUGGGUAACCGGAUUCCACAUGAAGAAACACAGGUCCAAGAUUUGGUUUCUGAACUUGGCCGUGGCAGAUUUUGCCUUUGUCCUCUGCUUGCCUCUUUAUUGUGUUGCCUUAUUUACAGACAACUGGCCAAUCGGACGAUACUCAUGUAAAGUGUAUAAUUAUGUCUCUACGUGUAAUAUGUAUGCAAGUAUUUUUAUCAUAACUACCCUAACCAUCGACAGAGUUUUGGCAACGGCUAAACCAAUAUGGCACCAUAAGUUUGCCUCUCGCCGUAUUUAUUACUCAACCUGCGCAGUGAUUUGGGUAAUAACGGCUCUGUCCAGCCUUCCGGUAUUCCUUUUAAGUGAAGAAGUGAUUCAUGGUGAAAAAGUGCAGUGCAAAUUGGUAAAUGCUGAAAAGAGCUCAACUACACUCGGCAUUAGGAAAAGAGACGUGCCAAGGUUUUCAAGCUCUCUAGAAACUUUAUCUGUCCCCGAAACAUCAUGUGACGUGGAUAUUGCAGAAAAUUACUUUUUAACAAAAAGCAUUCUAAUUCCUUUCCUAGUGGUUGGUUACUUCAUCCCGUUGCUUGUCAUACUAUUCUCCAAUAUAAUUAUCACUAGGCAAGUGAGGGACUCCAAGUCAGUGAAGUCUCCCAGACUGUACAGAAUUAUAAUAAUGGUGAUUCUGUUUUUCUUUCUGACAUGGACACCGGUGGUUAUAGCACAGAUUAUUUUGCUGGUCUCUCUGAACAAUCGCAACUUAAUACUCAUGUCCCAGAUACACAGGAUUAUGCCUCUGAUGACCAGCAUAGCGUAUACUAACUCCUGUAUAAACCCUUUCAUAUACGCACUGGUUGGUACCCAGCUUAGAGAAGAAAUUUCAGGUUUCAUGAGUAGCACAAGAAAGUCACUUUCAAAAAGUUCAACCUCUGGCAGAUCUUAUGUAGAACAAUAAUAAAGAGUUAUACUAUAUUUAAUAGGGAUGCACCGAAUCCAGGAUUCAGUUCGGUAUUUGGCCAAGAUCCAGCCUUUUUUGUCAGGGUAUAAAGGCCAGACUUUAUGGAUACAUUAAAGAUUUUCGCCUGGCAUGGAACCCAUGGGCUGUGCAUUGCUUCAUAACUGGCAAAAGGCCAAAAAUGCUUCCGGACAGCAGGCACCAGGAUAUUUUUCUAUUUAUAUCAUCCCAAUUCAUUAAUGCCCCCAAGUAAAGUUAUUGGCUCCUGGUGAAAUGAGCAAAGCCAAUUCCACCUGCUGCUUAAUAUCCCCAGCACAGUGGGAAUGCUAGGCCACCACCAAUAUAUAAAACUACUUAUUAAACUCUUAGAGAAUAAGCCAUCACCACUCUGAAUACAACUGUAAUAACGAAAUAUUGUCCAUUUUCUCACGUGCCACUCUGUAAAAUAACUACCUGCUCAAUAACCAUCUUAACUUAUCCAUACCCAUUCUGCCCUACACCAAGUCAUAGGCCACUAUGCUCUAAAUGAAGCUCCAUGGCUUCCCUAGCAGAUUGCACAGAGCAUUGUGCAGUUCAUACAACAUCUGUCCUUUAUAUAAGCACCAAUGUCCUAUAGGUAGGGUGGAAGUGAAUGAAAGAACUUUAGGGGCCCUGUUACUAUUGCUUUGGUACAAAUAAACAGUUUUGUGCGCGUAAUACAUUUAAACAGAGUAUACAAUCAUUUAAUAAGCUAGGCUGGGGGCUGUUUGUUGCGGUUGUACUUUUGUCAUUACCUCUGAUAUCACAAGACAUGCAAGGAUUAUAUUUCUAUUUUAUUUGCUGCUUUAUUGCCUUUGGCAUUAGCAUUCAGGCUAACAAAGCGCUGCACAGAGACAUGAAACAAAUAAUUCCAUUUAAUCCCGGCUCCUUGUGUGUCGCACUGCUGUACAGAUUUUUUGUAACAGUCGUAUUUCUUUUACAUUGGGUCUUGCACUGACAACGCCUUUGAUUUUCUCUUAAUGUCAUAGCUAGGAAUGAAAUAUAUAUAUAUAUUAAAGCAUGAGUUCAACAUUAAGUGUGGUCUUAACACCAUGGCUCUUUAAUUAUUCUCUUGUGUAGUUGCAGGGAAUCUAUUAUAUGUGCUUAAUAGUGAUGAGCGAAAACACGGGACAGAUUCGCUCAUCACUAGUACUUACUUGUGCGAGG
Messenger RNA from Xenopus tropicalis (tropical clawed frog), 2625 nucleotides. RefSeq names its product C3a anaphylatoxin chemotactic receptor-like. The record is from RefSeq and is a predicted model, not a curated record. Gene Ontology annotation, molecular function: G protein-coupled receptor activity. Gene Ontology annotation, biological process: signal transduction; G protein-coupled receptor signaling pathway. The coding region runs from base 301 to 1440 and encodes 379 amino acids. Lineage: Eukaryota; Metazoa; Chordata; Amphibia; Anura; Pipidae. The transcript is spliced from 2 exons. Gene Ontology annotation, cellular component: membrane.